Penicillium brevicompactum is the source of this 1764-nucleotide messenger RNA. Its product is annotated as sulfatase family protein. Gene Ontology annotation, molecular function: N-acetylglucosamine-6-sulfatase activity; glycosaminoglycan binding; arylsulfatase activity. NCBI's taxonomy places the organism in Eukaryota, Fungi, Ascomycota, Eurotiomycetes, Eurotiales, Aspergillaceae. The record is from RefSeq and is a predicted model, not a curated record. The transcript has 3 exons. Bases 1 to 1764 code for a protein of 587 amino acids. Gene Ontology annotation, biological process: phenol-containing compound metabolic process.
AUGAAGCUCCUCACUGCGGUGACCGCGCUCAUCGCCAGCGCAGAAGCCUUCUCAGAUCUCCAAAUCAACCUCCAAUCUGCCGUGCAAACAGUGCUCAAACACAGCAAAUCACAAAAACCAAAUAUUCUCUUCGUCAUUACCGAUGAUCAAGAUCUGGAGCUGGACUCCGUUAAUUACACUCCUCGGAUCACCAAACACAUUCGCGAUCAGGGAACCUUUUUCAAAAACCACUUCGUCACCACGGCACUAUGUUGUCCAUCGCGCGUGAGCUUGUGGACGGGUCGCCAAGCACACAACACCAACGUCACGGACGUGAAGCCGCCAUACGGUGGAUACCCCAAGUUCGUGGAGCGCGGCUUCAACGAUGAUUUCCUACCCAUCUGGCUACAGGAGGCCGGCUACGACACCUAUUACACGGGGAAAAUGUUCAAUGCCCACACCGUGGACAAUUAUCACUCUCCUCACAUCAACGGCUUCAACGGAUCUGAUUUCCUGCUGGACCCGUAUACCUAUUCCUACUUGAAUUCGACCUACCAGCGCAAUCGCGACGCGCCCGUGAGUCACGAGGGUGAACACACCAUUGACGUGAUCGCCGGGAAGGCAUUGGGAUUUUUGGACGACGCGUUGGAGGGCGAUAGGCCCUUCUUCCUCACGGUCGCGCCGAUCGCGCCACACUCAAAUGUCGAUCCCGAUGCUAUUGCCUCGGGCAAGAUAUACAUGUCAUCUCCAGUUCCAUUGAAGCGACACGAGCAUUUAUUCCAGGAUGUCCAGGUGCCGCGCCACGCCAACUUCAAUCCCGACCAGCCGAGUGGGGCCGGUUGGAUUCGCGAUCUACCCAAGCAGAACCAAUCAGUGAUCGAGUAUAACGAUCAUUUCUACCGCUCGCGUUUGCGCGCCCUGCAGGGUGUCGAUGAGCUGGUGGAGUCGCUGGUGACGCGUCUGGAGGAGAGUGGUCAGAUGGAUAAUACGUACAUCAUUUAUACUUCUGAUAAUGGUUUCCAUAUUGGUCAGCAUCGUCUGCCUCCUGGCAAGACCUGUGGGUUCGAAGAGGAUAUUCGAGUUCCCUUGUUCAUUCGUGGUCCUGGUGUUCCUCGGGGUUAUGUGCAGGAUGCGGUCACUACGCAUAUUGACCUGGCGCCGACACUGUUCCAUUUAGCUGGCAUUCCGGCUCGGGACGACUUUGAUGGAACGGCAAUUCCCAUCACACCUGACUUCGAGGCAGAACGACACGAGCAUGUCACGGUGGAGUUCUGGGGUGAUGCUGUUGUAGAGGGUGCAUUCAGCGGCAUCGGUCCCAAAGGUUCAACCACGAUCCCUAACAACACCUACAAAUCUGUUCGGCUGCUCGGCGAAGGCUACAACCUCUACUACUCAGUAUGGUGCAACAACGAACAUGAGCUUUACGACCUUCAAACAGACCCCUAUCAAAUCCACAACCUCUACCCGACUGCGGCGAGUAAAAGCCACAAUCAGCCGCAAAUCCUCGGACGCAGCCUUCACCACGCCAUCAACAGACUAGAUGCCCUGCUAAUGGUUCUCAAAUCUUGUCAGGGAAAGACCUGCAUUCAGCCCUGGGACGUACUCCAACCCGCGGACAAUGUGAGCUCACUUCAAGACGCUCUGAUCGCGGAGUACGACGGGUUCUAUGCCGCGCAGCCUCAGGUCGCUUUUGACUGGUGCGAUGCGGGAUAUAUUGUUGAGGCAGAAGGGCCGCAGAUUCCAUUGACGAGUCGCUACGGGGUGUCGUGGGAUGUCUGGGUAUAG